Pangasianodon hypophthalmus (striped catfish) is the source of this 2925-nucleotide messenger RNA. It is a transcript of the gene mat2aa, whose product is annotated as methionine adenosyltransferase II, alpha a. The transcript has 9 exons. Gene Ontology annotation, molecular function: methionine adenosyltransferase activity; ATP binding. Gene Ontology annotation, cellular component: methionine adenosyltransferase complex; cytosol. Gene Ontology annotation, biological process: S-adenosylmethionine biosynthetic process. NCBI's taxonomy places the organism in Eukaryota, Metazoa, Chordata, Actinopteri, Siluriformes, Pangasiidae. Bases 169 to 1344 code for a protein of 391 amino acids. The record is from RefSeq and is a predicted model, not a curated record.
GGCACCAGUCACUGCAUUCAUUCAUCGGGGCUGAGUCUAAAUAGAAGGUGUGCUUGAAUUCAACAACAUUCCCGUUUUAAGGAACAAACUAACAAACAGCCAGCCAGCCAUCCAGAAAGCCAUUCAGUUUGCAUAUUAGCUACAGUUACAAUUUUAUUGACCAAAAACAUGAACGGCCAAGGUAACUCCAUCUUUGAUGAAGAUUGCUUCCUGUUCACUUCCGAGUCAGUCGGUGAAGGACACCCUGAUAAGAUUUGCGACCAGAUCAGCGAUGCCGUGUUGGACGCUCACCUCAAGCAGGAUCCUAACGCUAAGGUCGCAUGUGAAACUGUGGCUAAGACUGGAAUGAUCUUGCUUGCCGGUGAGAUCACCUCCCAUGCCAAUGUUGACUACCAGAAGGUCGUUAGAGAAGCCAUCAGACACAUUGGCUAUGACGACUCCAUCAAAGGGUUCGACUAUAAGACCUGCAACGUCCUUGUGGCUCUGGAGCAGCAGUCCCCGGACAUUGCACAGGGUGUCCACCUGGACCGCAAAGAGGAGGACAUUGGUGCUGGAGACCAGGGUUUGAUGUUUGGCUACGCCACUGAUGAGACGGAGGAAUGUAUGCCCCUGACCAUCAUCCUGGCACACAAGCUGAAUGCUAAAUUGGCUGAGCUGCGCCGCAACGGGUCUCUGCCAUGGCUGAGGCCGGACUCCAAAACUCAGGUGACUGUGCAGUACCGUCAGGACCGUGGCGCCAUGGUACCCUUGCGUGUGCACACCGUGGUGGUGUCUGUGCAGCACGAUGAGUGCGUGAGCCUGGAUGAGAUGCGUGAUGCACUGAAGGAGAAGGUUGUGAAGGCAGUGGUGCCAAGCCAAUACCUGGAUGAUGACACCAUCUACCACCUGCAGCCCAGCGGGCGCUUUGUCAUUGGAGGACCACAGGGUGACGCUGGUCUGACUGGACGCAAGAUCAUCGUGGACACGUAUGGAGGCUGGGGAGCUCACGGUGGCGGUGCGUUUUCUGGGAAAGACUACACUAAAGUGGACCGCUCUGCUGCCUAUGCUGCCCGCUGGGUCGCCAAAUCUCUGGUGAAGGCGGGGCUUUGCAAACGCGUCCUUGUGCAGCUGUCGUAUGCCAUCGGCGUGGCCCAUCCUCUUUCCGUUUCCAUCUUCCACUAUGGUACCUCUGAGAAGAGUGAGAAGGAGCUGCUUGAAAUAGUAAAGAACAACUUUGACCUCCGCCCUGGCGUCAUUGUCAGAGAUCUGGACCUGAAGAAGCCGAUCUACCAGCGCACCGCCGUGUAUGGCCACUUCGGCCGUCAAUCUUUCACAUGGGAGGUGCCUAAAAAGCUUCAAUAUUAAACCUGUAACAGCUUCUCCUUUUGGGCAGCGGGUGUACACUACAGAGAAACCUUGCUGCCUUGAGGAGAAGGAUAUCCCUCAUGCUUAACUCUAAAUCCCAUCCCACUGAAUCAGUAAGUCCCAAAGAAGUCCGUCCUUCCUUUCGCUUGCUCCCCCUCUCAACACUUGUUGACCUUCGACCAUGACCCUGUUCUGUGUUUUUAGAAAGGUCUGUCAUGUGACAGCCUGGAUAAUGGUUUUUUUAAACCCCCUCUGUCCCAUAUUCCUCCUUUCUUUCCUCGCUCCCUCACGCUCCUCUCCCGUGUUCUACUGAAGUUAAUGAUGGCACAAAUUAAUGUUUUGAAUGCAGAUUGCUAUGCAUUGCCACAUGAAGCACUGAAGCCAAUCAACUUUUUUUUUUUAUUUUUAAUUUCCUGCAAGUACCAUUUAUACCAGCAUGACCUUUUAUUUAAGCGAUGUUUUUCAGUCACUAAUGUGAUCAAAACCUGAGGGUCAGAGGAAUGUUUAAUAAGCCGAAUGCCGCCAGCGUGUGGAAUUGAGUAUGGUGUAGUUAAAGUAUAACUCUUGGCAUUUUUAUUAGCUGAAAUGGUGUUAUUUUUCAGAUGUCUAUUAACGUCUCGGUCCUGGCAGGCCAUACGUAUUCUGGUGUGUUACAGAGAAGCCAGAAGCUGCUAACAACUGUGGUCCUGGAGGACUGUGAUUCUUAACUCCACCCCCUUCCUUCUGCUUAUUCCUCAGUAGAUUAUUUUUAUAAAUUAAAUCUUAUCUCAGUAGCUCUGUUGGCCCCUCCACACCACGGUGAAGUCACUGCACUUCCCCCUCUGUGCGCGGUUGAUAGCCGGCGUAGCUACAGAGAAGCUGAGCUUCCUCACCGCUGCAGAGGGGUUGCCUUCACCGCUUGAAUUGCCCCAGUUUCAAGCCCUGCUGUCCAUACGGAAAAGUCAGGGAGCCUCUAGAGCACUAGAAAGUUGAGUUCCUUUUUGUAUGUAAAACUUUUUAAAGAUUAUCCUGUGCAGCAGUGUAACUGCGUGCCCAAUGUGCCAGCCCGUGGCAUCCUCAUCGCAUCGUACAGAAAAGCUUUGAGGCUCUGACACUGGGUGGCUCAGGAAGCUGUGACCAUUGUUGCCUAUUUUAUUAGUUUUACCUGAGUGACAGCAGAUUAAGAGAGGCUGACCAUACACGCACAUAUUUUAUUACAUAUUGGAUGAACUGCCCUGCAACCGAGACAGAAGCAGGAGUUUGGCCAGUGUUGUACAGAGAAACUGGCCUUGUUUACAUUGCUCUGCUCGGUAGCGGUCAGAGAUGAGUCUUUUACAUAUUAGUUUUAUUUUAUUUUAUUUUUUUUUUUAAUGCCAGCCAUUGGUGCACCAGACUGGCUACUGGAAGAGCAAAAGUGCCUUUUUCUGUUGUUUUUCUCCUUCCCUUCCCUGCCCUCCUCCCUCUCGGUUUUCUCUUCCUCUGUCCACCAGAUUUCCUCCCUCUGUGAUGUUCGUACCUACUGUAAUCCUCCACGCCUCUGUUUUUCAAUGUUGAUACUGUCUCCUGAUUGAUUUAAAUAAAACUUCUGCUCUCAUGUGCUCA